Messenger RNA from Glycine soja, 1370 nucleotides. RefSeq names its product RING-H2 finger protein ATL74-like. Gene Ontology annotation, biological process: protein ubiquitination. Bases 558 to 1115 code for a protein of 185 amino acids. The record is from RefSeq and is a predicted model, not a curated record. Gene Ontology annotation, molecular function: transferase activity. NCBI's taxonomy places the organism in Eukaryota, Viridiplantae, Streptophyta, Magnoliopsida, Fabales, Fabaceae. The transcript is spliced from 2 exons.
AUUAAUAUGUAUCUCUGACAGACUAGGCUUGAGCUUCUGAUUCUUUUUAUGUCCAACAACUCACCAAGCCCCGCUUCGUAUAAAUUGCCCUUUAUGCACCACAGAUCUCCCCCCGAUUGAAAAGAAAAGAACUUCGAUCAUAUAUUCCUCAGGUCACUCCUACCUAUGACUAUAUAUGACAUAUAAUGGACCAUGCCUCUCUGAGGAAAGAAUUGAGCUGGGAAUCAAGCAGCAAAAACGGUCCCCAAUUCGGAUAUAUUAACAACCACCACCCUCCAAAACAAAAUUUCACCCUUUCGUUUUCCUUAUCCCAUACCCCUCAAAAGAAAAAGCUGGCGAUUCUCCAAUUCUCCUCUUGUUUCGUGUCCUUUACUACUCCGAAUCCUCACAACACUCUUUGUAGUACACACUACUAACCCAAAAGUCACUCACCUCUAGAAAACCUCAAAUCUCAAAACCCAUCAAGAUUUUAGCACAAAGACUCAAACUUUUCACAAAAUUAAAGAGACCCAGUUGAUUUUUUUCUCUUUAGACUGAAGUAUUUUGAAGCAUCGAACAUGCUACAACGGCGGUUUCUGGAGACGGAGCUGAGCAUGCCACCGUCGUACGGCGGCAGCGGCGCAAACAACACGCGCGACACGUUCAUCAGCGACGCGAACUUCGACACAAACAUGGUGAUCAUUCUGGCGGCGCUGCUGUGCGCUUUGAUAUGCGCGCUGGGCCUGAACUCCAUCGCGCGGUGCGCGCUGAGGUGCGGGCGGCGCUUCGGCGACGAGACGGCGGAGCAGGCGGCUGCAAGGCUGGCGGGGACCGGGCUGAAGCGCCGCGAGCUCAGCCGCAUCCCGGUGGCGGUGUACGGCGCCGCCGGAGGAGAAAACACUAUUCCGGCGACGGAGUGCCCCAUAUGCCUCGGCGAGUUCGAGAAAGGGGACAAGGUUCGAAUGUUGCCUAAAUGCAACCACGGUUUCCACGUGAGGUGCAUUGACACGUGGCUCUUGUCGCAUUCCUCGUGCCCCAAUUGCCGCCACUCGCUCCUAGAGAAAACCUCCGCCGCGCCGGAAAGUGGGUCGGGGCGGCGGAGCGAGGUGGUUGUUGUGGUGGAGCAGGCGAGUUGAAUGGCAUUAACAGUGAAAGGUGGAAAGAAGGACAAGUUUUGGUGAAUGGAGGUUGAGAAAUUUAAUGUUAGUAGUUAGAGUAGUUAUUAGUUGGUUAUUAAUAAAUUCCAAGUGACCAUCCAUAAUUCCAUAUACACGUUUAUUUUUUAAAAUUAAAAUAUAUGUUUGUGUUUGUUACAGUUUGUAUAUAAGUUGGAUAUUGGAUAUUAUGAUGCUUAAAAAUGUACAUAAUCUGAGUGGUUUUUUAUUUUAUUA